Messenger RNA from Penicillium cataractarum, 1143 nucleotides. Its product is annotated as mannosyltransferase complex subunit MNN9. The transcript has 2 exons. Gene Ontology annotation, cellular component: mannan polymerase complex. Gene Ontology annotation, biological process: protein N-linked glycosylation; cell wall mannoprotein biosynthetic process. The record is from RefSeq and is a predicted model, not a curated record. Gene Ontology annotation, molecular function: alpha-1,6-mannosyltransferase activity. Lineage: Eukaryota; Fungi; Ascomycota; Eurotiomycetes; Eurotiales; Aspergillaceae. The coding region runs from base 1 to 1143 and encodes 380 amino acids.
AUGGCCGUCGCACGCUCUAUGCGCCGUGCGAGUCCCAUCAGCCUCGUGCUGGCUGCCCUGCUUGCCUUUGGCUUCAUAGUAUUCAUGCUAUCUCCUUCCACGCCCUCCGUCUCCGCAUCCGCAUCCGCCGUCUCCUCGCAACAGCGCCAGGAAGAUGCUGCAGAACACCCUCUCUCCCCACCGACAAAACCCUUCCUCAAGUCCCCGGCCGUCCGGAGCAAUGGCGUCCAAGCUGCCCCGCCCGUCGUCCACUAUAACCUCAACAACCAGACGAGCUCGAGUAACGCGAUCGCCAACCGCGAGCGGAUCCUCAUUCUCACCCCGCUAGCCCGCUUCUACCAAGGAUACUGGGAUAACCUGGUCAAACUGAGCUACCCACACGAGUUGGUCUCGCUGGGCUUCAUCGCACCCAAGACGAAAGACGGAAACGCCGCCGUUGCCGCGCUUGAGAAAGCCAUUCAUACCACGCAAUCCGGCCCGAUCGAUAACCGCUUCGCAAGCAUCUCCAUUCUUCGACAGGACUUUGAGCCACCACUACAAUCGCAAGACGAAAAAGUCCGGCAUAAAAUGUCUGCGCAGAAAGAGCGUCGUGAAUCUAUGAGUCGCGCGCGGAAUAGUCUCGUCUUCACCACGAUGGGACCGAGUACCUCAUGGGUUCUCUGGUUGGACGGGGAUAUCGUCGAAACACCUGCCUCGCUCAUCCAAGAUCUCACAAAACACAAUCAGCCCGUCAUCGUACCGAAUUGUUACCAGCGGUACUACGAUUCUCAUUCUAAGAAAUGGGAUAUCAGACCCUACGACUAUAACUCGUGGAUCGAUAGCGAGCAAGCUCAGAAUUUAGCCGCGGAAAUGGGCCCAGAUGAGAUUCUGCUAGAGGGUUAUGCAGAGAUGCCGACUUACCGCACGCUGAUGGCCUAUUUGCCUGAUUUCAAGGCUCUGGAUCCCCACCGGAUGGUGGCGCUAGAUGGUGUCGGUGGAACGGCGCUUAUGGUCAAAGCCGACGUCCACCGCGAUGGCGCCAUGUUCCCUGCUUUCCCGUUCUUCCAUCUCGUUGAGACGGAGGGUUUCGCGAAGAUGGCGAAACGGUUGGGAUAUUCUGUCUUUGGACUGCCGGAUUAUUUCGUCUAUCAUUAUAACGAGUAA